Molecule: messenger RNA, 1476 nt
Organism: Charadrius vociferus (killdeer)
Lineage: Eukaryota; Metazoa; Chordata; Aves; Charadriiformes; Charadriidae
Product: uridine-cytidine kinase-like 1
Exons: 14
Coding region: 1-1476 (491 amino acids)
Molecular function (GO): kinase activity; ATP binding
Source: RefSeq, a predicted model, not a curated record
AUGGGUGACGAGAGCCCGGCGUGGAAAACAGUGUACGGGGCCAAUGUCAUCGUGUUCGAAGGGAUACUGGCUUUUGCGAACAAGGAGUUGCUGAAGCUCCUGGACAUGAAAGUGUUUGUGGACACGGACUCUGACAUCCGGCUGGUGCGGCGGCUGCAGCGCGACAUCAUGGAACGUGGGCGUGACAUUGUGGGCGUCAUCAAGCAAUACAACAAGUUUGUGAAGCCAGCCUUCGAGCAGUACAUCGAGCCCACCGUGCAGGUCGCCGACAUCGUGGUGCCCAGGGGUGGGGAGAACUUUGUGGCCCUGGACCUCAUUGUGCAGCACGUGCACAGCCAGCUGGAGAAGCGCGAGAUCACCGUCAGGGCAGCUCUGGCCUCUGCCCACCAAGGACAGCCCCUGCCGAAGACGCUGAGCGUGCUGGAGAACACGCCGCAGGUGCGAGGCAUGCACACCAUCAUCAGGAACAAGGACACCACCAGGGACGAAUUCAUCUUCUACUCCAAGCGCCUGAUGAGGCUGUUGAUCGAACAUGCCCUCUCCUUCCUGCCACUGAAGUCGGUCACUGUGGAGACGCCCCAGGGGACAACGUACGAAGGAAAGCGGUUCCACAGGCAGAGGAUCACAGGUGUGUCCAUCCUGCGAGCCGGGGAGACCAUGGAGCAGGCCCUCACCGCUGUGUGCAAGGACAUCCGCCUGGGCAAGAUCCUCAUCCAGACCAACCACGACACGGGGGAGCCUGAGCUCCACUACCUGCGCCUUCCCAAGGAGAUCAGUGAGGACUACGUCAUCCUCAUGGACAGCACUGUGUCCACCGGCGCUGCGGCCAUGAUGGCAGUGCGCGUCCUGCUGGAUCACGACGUGCAGGAGGACAGGAUCUUCCUGCUGUCGCUGCUGAUGGCGGAGAUGGGGGUGCACUCCGUGGCCUACGCCUUUCCCCGCGUCCGCAUCAUCACCACCGCCGUGGACAAGAGGAUCAACGAGGAGUUCCACAUCAUCCCGGGCAUCGGUGAGGGCGGGCAGGGGAAGCUGGCGCUCAAGUACCACCCGGACAAGAACCCCGAUGACCCGGCGGCGGCCGAGCGCUUCAAGGAGAUCAACAGCGCCCACGCCACGCUGAGCGACGAGGACAAGCGUCGCCUCUACGACCAGUACGGCUCCCUGGGGCUCUACGUGGCCGAGCAGUUCGGGGACGAUGCCGUCAAGCACUACUUCCUCAUGUCCAAGUGGUGGUUCCAGGCCCUGGCUCUGUGCUGCAGUGCUCUCACCUGCUGCUGCUGCUGCUGUUGCUGCUUCUUCUGCUGCGGGGCGUGCUGCCCCCCGAAGGAGGACGAGCCCUACAAGUACGUCGACCCCAAGGACCUGGAGGCGCAGAUGCGUGCGGAGGACAGCGAUCCGCAGAUACCUGUUGUGGCGCAGCCCCCGUCUGCCAGCGUGGGGCCCUUGCCGGCCGCCAGCAGCAGGACCGCUGCCUGA